Molecule: messenger RNA, 1792 nt
Organism: Oncorhynchus tshawytscha (Chinook salmon)
Lineage: Eukaryota; Metazoa; Chordata; Actinopteri; Salmoniformes; Salmonidae
Gene: sumf1
Product: sulfatase modifying factor 1
Exons: 10
Coding region: 76-1380 (434 amino acids)
Cellular component (GO): endoplasmic reticulum
Source: RefSeq, a predicted model, not a curated record
ACUGAUCACGUGACUGAUAAUGCGGAAGCAUGGCUCUGUCCACAAACAAGUGGUCUUGAGCUGAAUGGUGCAACAAUGUUGUUUUAUUGUGCGUUUUUCUUAUUUUCCCUGAAUGUCAAAGAUGAUGUGCUGUGUGUUCAAAGCAAGCCAGAACUCUCCGUCGGCACAGAACAUGAGACGAUCGUUCCGCUGGCGGCAGAGAGCUCGAGCUGUGGUUGCCACAACCUGAAGAGAGAAGCAGUUGUGGAUAUCGAGAAGGAAAGCUCCAUAAUAACAGAAAACCCUGCUGUCAAAUACUCGAAAAAGUCAAAUGAAAGGCAUACAGACACUCAGACGAAUGGAGAAGAAACUGAUACUCGUAGUCAGAUGGUCCUGAUCCCAGGAGGGGAGUUCCUGAUGGGUACAGACAGUCCUGGCAUCCCCCAGGACGGGGAGGGUCCCCAGAGAAGGGUGCACCUGGACCAUUUCUACAUGGACGCUCAUGAGGUCAGCAACCGCCACUUCCAGAGCUUCAUCAAUGCCACGGGCUACAUCACUGAGGCAGAGAGGUUUGGAGAUUCGUUUGUGUUCGAGGGGGUGUUGAGUGAGGAGGUCAAAAGCCAGAUAUCCCAGGCAGUGGCUGCUGCCCCCUGGUGGUUGCCUGUCAGAGGAGCAGACUGGAGGCACCCUGAGGGCCCCGACUCCAGCAUCACAGACAGCAGGCUGGACCACCCUGUGCUGCAUGUUUCAUGGCAGGACGCUGUGGCCUACUGCUCCUGGGCCUACAAAAGACUACCCACAGAGGCUGAGUGGGAGUACGCCUGCAGAGGGGGCCUACAUGAGAGACUUUACCCGUGGGGGAACAAACUAAAACCUAAAGGACAGCACUACGCCAACCUCUGGCAGGGAAAGUUCCCCACACACAACUCAGAAGAGGACGGGUACACUAAAACCUCACCAGUGAAGUCAUUUCCUGCAAAUGGCUAUGGCCUGUACAACAUGGUAGGGAAUGCAUGGGAGUGGACAUCUGACUGGUGGACUGUACACCACACCACAGAUGAACGGCACAACCCGGCAGGUCCACCAUCAGGCACAGACCGAGUGAAGAAAGGAGGCUCCUACAUGUGCCAUAAGGACCUGCUUGAUGGUACCGAUGAUCCUCCACUGCUGGCGGAGCUGGGUGGUGGUGCAUCCACCAGGUGGACCGUUCAGGAUGUUCUUCGCUGUCAAGUGAGGUAUGGUCAGCAACCUGUUGAGGGAGACAGAGGGAACAAACGGGGCCCAGACCCGACUGGCCAUGGUGCACUCAGCAAACAGGACGCCAGACCAGCCGAGGGCAGACCUGACCUGCAGGCAAGAUCUCUCCACGUCUUGUACACCUGUGGGGGGUCCCAGCAAUAGGGUACAGUGUGGUCGAUGGUUCUGAGGAUGCGGGUAGCAAAGUACUGUUUGAAGUAGCUGGCUUUUCUGUCUGUCUUGUGGAUGUUGGUGACCAAGUUGGAUAGUCCCUGUGCCCUAAUGAUGUUGAGGAUGUCUGGGACCCCCUUCCCACCGUUCUCAACUGCAUUGUAAAGGGUGCUGCGCUUGAGUCACUUCAUCUGUCUCCCCCAGAGAAAGGUGAACAUCAUGCAUUCUAUAUUCUUGCUGAUGGCUCUGUCUGGGGGAAACACCCUGCUUAGGUACAGGAGAAUGGGGAGAACGAUUGCCUUCAAGAGCAGGAUCGUACCCGUCAUUGUGAGGGAUCAUGCGCUUCAUUCACAGUCUUGGACAUGGCGGAUGGUCUCCUCUCAGCUGACGGAGCCAUCUCCAUCUC